AUGAUUGGCGGACCUUUCCGGUCACACCCACCCAUCAAACCUCUGGUCCAGAUCAUUAACUAUCCUAACACUCUGAAUAAGGAGGAAACCAGGAAAGCCAUCAGCGUGGCCUUCACCAAGUGGAGCGACGUCUCACCUUUGACCUUCAGUGAAGUCACUGAACCCAACGCCACCGCAGACAUCGUCAUCGGCUUCUACACUUUUAACCAUACAGACUGCUGGUGGUCUCCCCUUCACCCAUGUUUUGAUGGACUGAACGGGGAGCUCGCUCACGCCUUCCUGCCCCCCCGCGGCGAAAUCCACUUCGACAACCACGAGUUCUGGAUCCUGGGUAAAUCCAGAUUCAGCUGGAAACAAGGUGUGUGGUUAAAUGACCUGGUUCAGGUCGCGGCUCAUGAGAUCGGUCAUGCUUUGGGUCUGUGGCACUCCAGGAACCCCAAAGCUCUGAUGCACCCAAACGCCACCUACACCGGCCAGAGGAACCUGGCUCAGGAUGACAUCUGGGGCAUCCAGAGACUCUAUGGCUGUCUGGAUAAAAAGAGGGUUUGCGAUUCCUGGGCUCGCCUCGGCUUCUGUGAGAGAAGGAAGAGUUUCAUGAAAAAGAACUGUCCUCAACGCUGCAACCUCUGCUAUGAGCCACUGGAGGCUGAGGCCACGCCCACUCCCCCCCCUGACAAUGUCAAAGUCAAACUGGUUCCUCGAGGGAAGGUCAUCGGCUUCCGCUGUGGAACCAAAAACCUGCGUUCCCCACCCAAAGUCAGUUGGUACAAAGAUGGCGAGCAGCUGCUGACAUCAGUUCCUGGUUACAUCGUCAUGAAGGAGCGAGACCUCCGCAUCAUCGCUAAUGAGUUCAACGAGGGCGUCUACACAUGCCGCAUCCAUCGCCGUGGCAAUGUGGUCUCUGCCAACUCCUGGGCCAUCCGGCUGAAACCCGAACAGUCGUCCAACAGCUGAGAGAAGUUGGGAGGUGUUUGUGUCGGUCCAGACCAAAACUCCCAUCUGUCUGUUCACAGGGAAGAAAACCGGAUUAUGACAUGGUGUUCAGACUGACAGGAAGAGAUGGACAGAAGUGUGAAGAUAGAUGGAUCUCCCCUCGUUCUCUCUCUCUGGAAGGAAACACAUCGCAGGAAGUGCUUCAUGCUAGGCUCAUAGACUCAUCAACCGGAAUGGGAAUCGGCAACCUUCCAGGAAGGUGACAUUCCUUCUGAUCUGCAGGAAACACACCAUCCAAGAGCCAAAAUCUACAUGACAGGAAACCUUCUAACCCCCAUCACAAACCUCUGACGUCUGUCUAUCAGAGUGGAGGAUGGAUGGAUUGAUCCCUUGAGUAUAUAUGCAGCUUCAUAUUCACUAUGUGCUUUCAGACAACAUGAUCGGUGCUAUCAGGGUCUUUAAAAGCAACUUCUGUCAUCUGAUCAGUUCACUCUCUCCUCCUUUCAUAUCUUUGCUGAAGGGGAAUUGAAUCAGCCUCCACUCAAGUCUCUCUCUCUCCUCUGGAUGAUGGCUUUCAAACCACAACGCUGGAGGAGAGAGAUUCUGACUAACCGUGUUACAAACCAAAGUCAGAGCCUUCAUCCCACUUUUACAACAGAAGUGAGAGAGCAAACAGACUCUGCAGCUUCUCAGCCAGUUAGCUUGUUAGCAGUUAGCUUGUUAGCAGUUAGCUUGGCACCUUUAGAAAAGUAUAUCUUAGAUUGUUUUGGUCAAACACCAUUGGGUGCUAACAGAGUUCAAGUAUUACAACUUAUGAUGGAUUUGAUUUAAACAUCAUCUGUGUAUUCGGUUUGGGUUUGAGAUGUACUGAGAGUGCCUGGGGGCUCCAGAGUUGUCACGCAUACUUACAUACAGAAGUCAUGUUUAAUUUCAUACAUUUAUCCUUUUCUGUACGAGUAGAGCCGUCCUCAUAUUUCUUCCUACUAUUCAUUAUACUGUAAGCAUUGAUACGUGAAGUGAGAAACAGAAUGUAAAAAUGUAGGAUUGUCAUUUUUAUAAACAGUGAAAUAGGCGGGAAACAGAUCUUGGCAUGAAAUAUUUCAAACUGAAGCCUUUCUCAUUUUAUGAGAUCUUGUUUCUUUGA
Molecule: messenger RNA, 2077 nt
Organism: Lampris incognitus (smalleye Pacific opah)
Lineage: Eukaryota; Metazoa; Chordata; Actinopteri; Lampriformes; Lampridae
Gene: mmp23bb
Product: matrix metallopeptidase 23bb
Biological process (GO): collagen catabolic process; extracellular matrix organization; proteolysis
Cellular component (GO): extracellular matrix
Molecular function (GO): metalloendopeptidase activity; zinc ion binding
Source: RefSeq, a predicted model, not a curated record